CUCAUACUCGGUUUGAAUGUCCCCUUUCAAAAAAAUGUAAACCAAGAAAAAUUAGACUAAACUUUACGUCAACUAAUCAAUUUCGGCGAAACUGGCCAAAUUUUUAAGUCAUCUAGAACCAAGUGAAAAAAAUGCAGCCAAGAAACGAAAAUAAUAUGACACCCAAUUAUCAAAAUGAUUUCUCUCAAAUGAGUCAAAAUAAUUUUCAACAACAGCAGCCGCAUCAACAAAACUUCCAAUCCACGCAAUACAGUAACUUUAAUCCUUUCAACAUUAACCAACCAGCAGGGUCAAGUCUUCAGAACCAAACUUACCAACCUCAUCAAACAGAAUUUUAUGGAAGUCAACAACCACUACCAAAUGGAAAUCUAAUGACAAGCCAUUACCAACCUACUUCACAUCCAUAUUCCUCUUCGCCAGGAAUGCAAAAUCAAAAUUAUUAUGGGCCCUCACCUCAAACUCUUAUGGACCAAUUUCGAUCUUGUAUGAAUAGCGCAUCACCAAUUUUCAUACUGCCCAAUGUUUGCCCCAAUGCUUCCCCAGCAGCACCUGAAAUGCAGCCCACAUCAAUAAUGGGACAAAAUAUGGGUCACCACAUGAAUUAUCCACAAAUGGGUAUGCCUUACUCACCACCUCCAACUUUUUGCUGUCCACUAUCAUGCAUUCCAUAUCCUCUACCAAUCCCAAUUUACAAUCAGUUUUCCCAUCAAGAUCGCCAGAAGGAAAAAUCUCAAAAUUGUGAAUGCUGUCGAAAAUCGUAUGGGGUGAAAGAAACUUUCAGGAAUGCAAAUAUUUUUAAUGAAAUGGAAGACCACAAAUGCAAAGAAAGUAAAGAUGAUACCAUUUGUUCAAAGAAAAAUUGCCCCUCAGCUUUGAAUUUGCAAGCCCUGGCCUCACAAUUUCUUUCCAAUCAAGGAAUCAUAUCUUGUGUUGCAACUAGACUAGUUUUGCGAAAAGUUCCUGGAUCCAAUAUUACAACAAACAUUGAUGAAACUAUUGACAGAGCGCAAAAGGCAAUUAAUCAACUAAAUAAAGAUCAGCUUUUGACUGAAUCCAGAAAUGCACAGCAAGUGAAUGCUUUAAUUAAUCUCCACAUGACUGCCAAUCCUCCACCGAACAUUAUACCUAUUUUGACAAUGAUUCAGUUGAAAGUGAAUUUGUUGAAGGCACAGGUGGAAAAUUUAAUCAACAAGAAAUUAAUGGAAAAUCAAGGAGUUGGAGCUGAAGUAGCUGGUAAUUUUGAUCCUCUGGUGCUCGCCUUAAAAACAGAUGCAGAGCUUAGAGAAUUUUUGGCUGCCCUGAGGCAGAAGGAAUGCGAGGAGAGGGUGAAUUUGAAUUUCGCACCUUAUCAUGCGCAACGAGUCAUCGCACAGAGUCAUCUAACAAAUAUUCAAAACAAAAUAUCCCAAGUGGAGACUGAAAUGGAAAGAAGGCAAAGUAGCUUGAUGCCAAGAAUUUCGAUUAUAAAUUGGACACAGCGACAAUUUUUUGAUCCAUUUUCCAACUGGCAAAAUUCGACAUUCCUUGAUUCUCUAUUGUAUCAAACCCCUCAAAGUUUUCAACAGAAAAAUUAUGAAUCACCAGAUCCCUUCAUCAUUCAGGUGCGCAGUCCCAAGCGACUUAACUUGAAGCCUCACGUUGGAAGUCCUGAGACGACUUACGAAAGUCCCAGAGAAGUUGUAAUUCAAAAUUCCACCUCUAAAAUCACGAAAGAGAUCCAGAAUAAAAACGAGUGCCCUGCUCCAUCACAUUUUUCCACUUUUUCGGAUGAAAGCAAAACUAAAAAAAAAAUUCGAAAAAAACCCAAAAAAAGCGACCAUUCAAUAAUUGUUGAGAUUGAUGAUAAUAGUAAUGAUAAUAAUAAUGAUGAUAGUGGAAACAAAUCAUUUAGUGGAAAUUCAUCCUUCAAUAUGAACAAAACCGAGUCUCCGUUUAAAAGAAUCUCCUCAAAUGAAACAAAUAAUGAUAGUGGAUAUCAGGAAAAAAGUAAUUUUGAAGAAAGAAGCAUUGAGAUAAACAAUUCUGUAUUUUUGAAUAACUCUACUUUUGAAAAAGAAAUGGAUUAUGAUAAUGAUACAGAAGAAAAAAGUGUGCUUAAAAAAAAGGAUAAAUCUCAAGAAAUUGCUCGUAUUGAUUCCACGGAGAUUCAAGAAGAUAGUCCUGAAAAAAAUUUAAAUUAAGACAAAUUUAUGAACAAUUGAACAAUAAAGCAAUUAGCUAUUUUUAUUCUGACUUUCCUACA
This is a messenger RNA of Belonocnema kinseyi, 2242 nucleotides long. RefSeq lists its product as uncharacterized. Bases 132 to 2180 code for a protein of 682 amino acids. The record is from RefSeq and is a predicted model, not a curated record. The transcript has 6 exons. NCBI's taxonomy places the organism in Eukaryota, Metazoa, Arthropoda, Insecta, Hymenoptera, Cynipidae.